AUGGAGCACCUCGUGCGCGCCCCGGUUUCUCGAUCUCGGAUGUACUACCUCAUGGCCGAAUGGACGUACUUCAAGAUCACGGUCACUCUUUGUGCAUCAAGGGUGGAGAAGUGGAUCCACGCCGUCAAGAGGGACUUUCUCGACGCCGCACCAAUCAAUUGCGUCGGCUUGGACUGCGAGUUCACCAACGCUCAUGAGGGUAAUCAGUGCGCCGCCGUCCUUCAACUCUCGGUGGCGACCCAUAAUUUGGUCUUCCAGAUUUGUUGGGUUGAUGAAGUGCCACAAGUUCUCAAGGAUUUCUUGCAGGACAAGACCAUCAGAUUUUGUGGCGCGGCUAUCGGCAAAGAUGUGGAAAUGCUGAGUUCCUACGGAAAUACUCCAUUGCUUGAAAAUUUCGACAGUCCUUCUGCAAAUGUCCAGACUGCCUUCUUCCAUUGA
This is a messenger RNA of Lolium perenne, 438 nucleotides long. RefSeq lists its product as uncharacterized. Gene Ontology annotation, cellular component: cytoplasm; nucleus. Gene Ontology annotation, molecular function: nucleic acid binding; 3'-5' exonuclease activity. The record is from RefSeq and is a predicted model, not a curated record. Lineage: Eukaryota; Viridiplantae; Streptophyta; Magnoliopsida; Poales; Poaceae.